AUGCCAAACGCAGCCCACAAAUCCGGGUACUACUACGCGCAGCAAUUCAGCUUCGCAGGACAGAGCGAUGUCGGAUACACAGGUCUCCAGCCCCGCGAAGACAAAAGCUCGGGCUCAGUAGUCCACGCCGCUUUCUCCAGCUUCGUCGCCGGAACGACAAGCUCAGAUGCGAAUUGCUCGGACGGUGCGGACGGUGGCGCGGGCGUUUCCUGCGCUGUUGAUGUCUCUGCGACCUACGCGCAUGGCUACAUUCUCCGCGUCAAAAAUACUCAAGGUACCACGUGGACUGGUACGAUGGUUGAUGCUGUUGAUGGAACGGAAACUCAUAUUGGGUCUUAUACGCUUCCCUCCGGUUCUGGGGGUAUUCAAGGGAGCCAGGUGGGCUUUGUGGAGUAUUAUCCCUGGAACUCGGGGUCUCAUACUUGUGAUCAAUUGCCCAAGACUGAUGUUACUUUUGGUGUGCCGACUUCUUCGGGUGGGACUGGGGAGUUGGGGGCUGCGUAUGAGUAUGGGGAUUGUGUUGGGAAGGUGGAUUAUAGUUCGAAGAGAGCUGAUGGGGAUGCUGUGAAUGUUGUUGUUGGAUUUUAG
Molecule: messenger RNA, 588 nt
Organism: Penicillium cosmopolitanum
Lineage: Eukaryota; Fungi; Ascomycota; Eurotiomycetes; Eurotiales; Aspergillaceae
Exons: 1
Coding region: 1-588 (195 amino acids)
Source: RefSeq, a predicted model, not a curated record